CUUGAGUGAAAAUAUAUUUAUAGUGGUCUGCAUACAGUUGAAUCAUUUAAAAACAUAUACAUUUUGAAUGGUAGAAAGAUUAGACUUUAUAAUUGUCCCCCAUUUGCGGAUCGUUUACCGCGCUUGUUAACUCUUCGGUCGUGUCGGCCUCUGUCGCACAGCCGCUCGAGCAGGCAAUGCACUCACACACCACGGCAGUUCGACCGAUUUACGCAUCGCGUGCGAGCUAACGCUUCUCGUGACAGAUGCUUCGCAGGCAAAUGCCGCCUUCAUUGCAGGAACUUUACGAGGCAGCACGGGCGCAAUCUCUCCCAGUUCUCUACACGCGAAGGAUGUGUUGUUCCUCGCUUUGAAACGGUGGGUCAGCACUCCAACAUUGAGUUUUGUCGUGUACAAUACUUGCGGGAGUUUGUGUAAAAAUGUUUUGAUCUCGUAUUGUUUUCUGCAACCGCAGCGCUAUGUUGGUGUGUGAUUGUCGUUUGAAAGGGUGUGCGUGAUGCCGUGCCAGCACACGUCAGAAUGAGCGGCUGUAGGCACGCGACCGGAUCUGUAGGAUUUUGCUUAAUAAGGACGUUUCUUGGCUUGAAAGGCUUGGUCCAUUCAGCUUACUGAUCUGUACCGUUGGUUGUCCAAUAGAUUUAUUAUCUAUUCUGUUGUUUUCUAUUCUGCAUUUUUAUUAUAGGCCUAUUAUGUUUUUUUCCUGUUGUGUUCUAUUCUGUUCUAUUCAUUAUAUGAAAUUAUUUUCUAUUACUAUGCAGCCCCUUAAUAUAAUGAGCUGGUUGUUGGAAAUGUCAUUAUUUUAGCCAGUCAAGUGACUCUAAUAGUCUAUAACCUUAAAUGCAUUAAAAAAUGUCCAACAGUGCUUUAUUUUCUUAUUAUGUAGCAGGCUAGAAUUUGUUCUUGUGGGAAAACGUAACACACUUUGUAAAAACUCUUCAGCACCUUAUAGGCUAUAAAUCUGUAGUCUGAUACGAGUAAUAGUUGUCACAUGUAAGGUCAUAUUAAUAGUAGUACUAUGUAAACCAGUGUCCCGUUAUCUCGCCGUCUACUACGGAUCAUAUCCACUGCCCAUCGAGUAGGAUGGAGGUGGAGAAGGAGGACGAGGAGAAGAAGAGGGAGGACGAGGACAUCCAGAAAACUCAAGUUAAUCUGCAACUUCAUCCAGGCCUCCACAGGCUGAACGAUGACAUGAGCACCACAGUCUUGGCAAUACAGGCGCACCAUGGAUCCUAUGACUCCACCCAAGGAGAGGAAAUAGAAUAUGGCUACCCGAUCACCUGUGGAGACAGCAGAGCAGUCCUGCUCUUCAAGAAGUUUGUGUGUCCUGGAAUCAACGUUAGGUGUGUGAAGUUCCAUGAUCAGCUCAUCAGCCCCAAGCAGUUUGCCCACCUGGCCGGGAAGGCCACCCUCAAGGACUGGAAGAGGGCCAUCAGGGUAGGGGGUGUAAUGUUGAGGAAAAUGAUGCAUUCCGGCCAGAUUGAUUUCUACCAGCACGACACUGUGUGUACCAACACCUGCCGCAGCACUAAGUUUGAUGUGGUGGUCGACGGUACUGGGCUCUCCCCAGGACGCCCCGGGCAGCGUCCCCCCUCCACCACGGCCCCCCAGGGUCUGAGAGCACAGCCGGGGCCCCUGCAAGGAGACAUUGUUCAUGGUAUAUACCCGGCUGUGGAGCAGAAGUUCACCAUGACUUCCGAGUUGAGUUCUGGUCUGCUUCUCCCUGCGAGUCCACCCAACAGACUGAUCAACAGAAGGAAGAGGCUUCAUGCACCUGAUGGUGUUUGGAGCUUCUGGAAGGCCGUGGCAAACAGUGGGCUGAUGAGCAAGGUCCUGUCCAGCAUCCAGACCCAGCUGGAGGCCGCUCUCACAGGCCUGGACCUCCGCAUGAGAGAAGCUCAACUCCAGGCCAGAGAGGCCACGAUGCUCCACUCCCUUUGUGAGAUGCUUGGGCUGCUUGACUCGGUGGAGAACGCUCUGGACCAGAGACAUGCAGAGACAGACCAACAGAAUCUGGACCGGAGACGAGGAGAGACAGACCACCAGAGUCUGGAGCAGAGAGGAAGCCACCCAGAAGACAGCCUGACUCACAACCCGCUCUGUGUCUCCGGCCCGAAGACAGGGGACCAGGAGAGGUGUUUUGAGGAGGCUGUCUCCAACCUAGACGUGUCUUCAAAGCGGAUGCUGGGACAGCACCAUCCCCCCAGCCGGGCUCAGACCCCCCACCGCGCUUCGCCCGGGGUCCCCACCAAGCGCAUCAUCGGGUCUCUCCUGGACCCAGGAGCCCCGCCGCAAGACCUGGACCGGCUGACCCCCAAGCCCCUCUCCCACAUCGCCCUCUCCCUCCCCAGGGUGCGGCGCCACACCGCGGGGGUCAUACACAGGGUGGGGAGGGGGGGCGGAGACGGACAGAUGGCCGCACUGGGGGGAGGGUACGAGGGCACGGAGAGGGGUAGGGUUCUGAGCAGUCCACCGAGGGAAGGGAAUGGAGAGAAACAUGGCACAGCAGGGGGCCACAGAGAUGCCGCCGUGAAACCUACGUCGGGGAAGGACGGCCACGUCUUCCGGAGGAGGGAGCCAGAGUCCUGGGAGAGGGGUCAUGGAGACGGAGACGGAGCUGCAGCGAGGAAACGGGCGUCAAAGAAACAGAAAAGGCAGCGAUGACCGUCGACGUGAAGGGGUGUGUGUAGCGGUGUGUGUGGGGGCCGGGAGCGCAUGUUCGGAUAACAUAGGCACUAGGACACCUUGUAGGGCUGCUCUUUCCCUCAAACAGACUGGCAGAAGAGAUGGUUUCUCUCUUGUUGUGGUAUUCUUUUUUAAAUUAUAACAGAUUUUAUAGAGUAAAAACUACAUUAAGUUAAACUCCGGAAAAUGUAGCAAAAGAUCCCUUUUAUGUCCUUUGUUAUAAUUUAUUCAACAACACAAGAAGUCCAGAUUAAGGUUUUUGCUUCAUUAUUGCAAAUUGUGGAUAGCAAUACAUUAUGGUAUUUUUUAUCUUUAUUUUAAAUGAAGGUCUUUAUAGGGGUUUAUUAAUAUACUGUUGUUUAUAUAAACUAAAAGAAAUUAACCUAAGUAAUAACCUUACCUCCAUAUGCAGCUAUAUUUGUAAAUUAUGUGAGAUUAUGCUGAUGUCUUUCCCCAAUUGUAGUAUUCACCCUUUAUUUCUUAUUUUACUAUCUCUAUUUGAUUCAAAUGGAAGCCUAUAUAAAGUAGAGGAAACAUUUAAAUCUUAAUUUAAGUUUUUGAUUUAAUUUGACUAAGGGAAUAAUAUAAUGUGUAAUUUGUUUGUAAGCUUGACCUAAUGUACCUAUGCACCCAGCACUUACUGCCAACUUCUACAGUUAAGGGUUACAAUCAGCAGACGUGUUCAGUACUCUACGAGGACCAGCGAAGGUGCUCUUGUCUGAAUCAGGGAAACUUUUACACUACUUGACUUUAGGCACCAGACGGUUAUUUACCUUGUCUUUGCUAUUAAACCUUGAAUAUAAAAUAUGUUCUGUAUAGUUGCUAUACCAGAUUAAAUUGCAACAAUAAAUGACCAA
Gadus morhua (Atlantic cod) is the source of this 3539-nucleotide messenger RNA. RefSeq names its product glucocorticoid modulatory element-binding protein 1-like. The record is from RefSeq and is a predicted model, not a curated record. The coding region runs from base 1081 to 2661 and encodes 526 amino acids. The transcript has 9 exons. Gene Ontology annotation, cellular component: nucleus. Gene Ontology annotation, biological process: regulation of transcription by RNA polymerase II. Gene Ontology annotation, molecular function: RNA polymerase II cis-regulatory region sequence-specific DNA binding. NCBI's taxonomy places the organism in Eukaryota, Metazoa, Chordata, Actinopteri, Gadiformes, Gadidae.